GCCGUGCGCUCGCAGCCUCGCACGUCCUACCACCAAUUCAACUGUUCAAGUGCCCGGCACGGUAAAAGCGAGUGCUGUUCGUUCCGCAAAAAGUUUCGGCGAGCUCACGCAGCGGCCGGGUGGGUGGGUAGUUGGUUCUUUCGAAAUCCGCAAAGCGCGCGACGCGACGUAUAAAAGUGCUCGUGCGUCUAGAGGAGAGGGGAGCAUGGGCUCUCGGUACUCGGCUGACGCUCCAUUCCCACUCCACUCGUCGUCUCCUACUCUGCUCUCCUCUCGAAAGCCUAAAGCCUCGUAGAACCUGCGGGGCAAAGGCCCACUAGCCACCAAGUCCAAAGUCACCGUCCCUGCAGCCAAAGCCGCGGGCUGUGUGGAAGAAUCUGCGAGUUUUGUGUCUGCUGGUUCGGUACGUGUGGACACUCACUCGCUUAGCUUGGCCUGGAGGGAGUAAUGGAGGCGGCCGGAGCGGAAGGGCGGAGGCUGCUGGGGAGGGCGGAGGCGAGCCCGGAGCGGGGCAGGCCGACGUACGCGUCGGCGGCGAGGCCGGCGCCGGCGAGGCCCAUGAGGAAGGUUCAGAUCAUCUACUACCUCUGCAGGAACGGGCAGCUGGAGCACCCGCACUUCAUGGAGAUCGCGCAGCACCCGCACCAGCCGCUCCGCCUCAAAGAUGUGAUGGACAGGCUCACGCUGCUGCGGGGCAAAGGCAUGCCGGCCCUCUUCUCGUGGUCUUGCAAGAGGAACUACAAGAACGGGUACGUGUGGAACGACCUGUCGGAGAACGACGUGAUCUACCCGUCGGACGGCGUCGAGUACGUGCUCAAGGGCUCCGAGAUCUUCCCUGGCUGCUCUUCCGUUGCAGAUCGGUUGCAGCACCUCCGCGUGACGGACAGGUCUCCGACGAAGACCAUGGCGCUGCCCCACAGUCACAAGCAGCAGUACGUGGACAGCUACCGAGACGACGCCGCAGAGGAUCCGGAGGAUGACGAGCUCGGCUACUCCUACCACCACCGCCGGGCCGGCCCUCACGCGGGGGCUCGGCUCGCUCGGGCCGACAAGCCCGUCGUCGUCUCGGCUCGCACCAACCGGAGCCGCCCCGUGGAGCUGCCCGUCGAGGAGACCUCCCCGCCGUCCUCGACCUCCUCGGACAAGCCGCCGGCGCCCCAGCUGCAGCCGGGGCGGGCGGACCUGGAGCUCGAGCCGAACCGCCCCGGCUCCAUGCUCCGGCAGCUGAUCGCGUGCGGGUCGACGGUGGGGGCCGCAGGAGGCGGCUCGGGCAAGUGCCGCGCCGAGCCGAGGCGGAGCUGUGGGCUCGUGAGCCGGCUCUCGGCCCGCGCGGGCGCCGACGAGGAGGACGAGGACGCGGCGGCGGGCGCCGACCUGGGCCGCCGGUUCGGGCACCUUGCCGUGGACGACAAGGAGUACUUCAGCGGCAGCAUCGUGGAGGGCUCCGGCGGCCGGGGCACGCCGCUGCCGGCGUCGUCGCUCAAGCGAUCCAACUCGUACAACGAGGAGAGGAGUUCUAGGCUCGGCGUUGGUGCGGUCGGUGAGGAUGGAACGGAUGAGCAGAUGGAAGGCGACGGUGGGAUCCGGGGAAGGUGCAUCCCCGGCAGGAAGAAGCAGCCGCCGCCGCAGAAGUAAACCUCUACCGGUAACCAGUGUGACGCAAAAACUUGAUCGAACCCUAGAGUGUUGAGUAUAUUUAGAUCUGUAAAAUGUUCAGGGCAUGGAUGCAGCUCAGCAGCUGUUACCUGUUAAGUUUCGGGGUAGGACUAGUGAAAGUCUCUAGACCUGCUGGUGGCCGGUUUUAUCAGUGUCGGAUUCAUUUCGUGUUGAGUAGUCAGCGAUCGGCAUGCAGCUGUGCUGAGAACAGUUAUGGAGGACAGUGUAGUGUGCUAGUGUAGGCCCUAGCUUAUGUGAAAAAGGAGAUAGACAUGGCUGGGACCCCGGAUGCCGGAUGCAUGAUGCCAUCGUUCAUUGCUGGAUC
This is a messenger RNA of Setaria italica (foxtail millet), 1981 nucleotides long. Its product is annotated as protein UPSTREAM OF FLC. The record is from RefSeq and is a predicted model, not a curated record. The transcript is spliced from 5 exons. Bases 448 to 1635 code for a protein of 395 amino acids. NCBI's taxonomy places the organism in Eukaryota, Viridiplantae, Streptophyta, Magnoliopsida, Poales, Poaceae.